This is a messenger RNA of Fibroporia radiculosa, 2115 nucleotides long. RefSeq lists its product as uncharacterized. Gene Ontology annotation, cellular component: nucleolus. The transcript is spliced from 7 exons. The coding region runs from base 1 to 2115 and encodes 704 amino acids. The record is from RefSeq and is a predicted model, not a curated record. NCBI's taxonomy places the organism in Eukaryota, Fungi, Basidiomycota, Agaricomycetes, Polyporales, Fibroporiaceae. Gene Ontology annotation, molecular function: GTP binding.
AUGGCACCCGCUAAAAAGGCGGCGCAGCAGCCCAAGGCUCGCUCUUCUUCUUCCUCUCAGCCCACUCUCAAGAAGGUCAAGGGCGAAAACUUUUACCGCAAUGCGAAACAAGUCGCCAGGUUGAAGAUGCUCAACGGCGGCAAGGCCGUGAGGGACAAGGAUGGAAAAAUCAUACAGGCUGCUGCGUUUCAGAAGGGAGAGGACGAGACGAAGCCAGGCAGAGUGCAGCCCGACCGGCGGUGGUUUGGAAAUACUAGAGUGAUCUCACAAACUGCCCUGGAUCAUUUCCGCACAAGUCUUGCGGGGAAACAGCAUGACCCGUAUUCGGUUCUCCUCCGCAGAAAUAAGCUCCCUAUGGCCUUGCUUGAUGAUGCGGCCAAUCCUCAUCUCCAAAAGCGCUCGCAUAUAGUCGAGACUGAGCCUUUCAAGGAUACGUUUGGGCCUAAGGCACAGCGGAAAAAGCCACGCUUGGACGUUGGUACAUUUGAAGAGCUCAGUAAGCUGAGCGCAUCGGUGGCUGAAGAAGCCGACGCCGCGGCGGAUAACGUAGGUGGGACAUCAGAGCACCUUGCAUCGACCUCAGCAUCCGGAAACUUCCAGCCCACACACGCAGACAUCAUCGAGCCUAUAUAUGCGAAGGGCACGUCCCGGAGAAUUUACGGAGAGCUGUACAAAGUGAUUGACUCUUCGGAUGUCAUUCUACAUAUCCUCGAUGCCCGGGACCCGAUAGGCACGUUAUGCGAGUCUGUACUCGAGUUCGUUAAGAAAGAGAAGGCACAUAAGCAGGUCGUGCUCGUUAUCAACAAAUGCGAUCUUGUUCCCAAUUGGGUUACCGCGCGCUACAUACAACAGCUCACGCCGCGCUACCCUACGAUCGCAUUCCAUGCCUCGCCAAACCACUCAUUCGGCAAAGGCUCGUUGAUCCAACUCUUGCGGCAAUUUUCGCAACUCCACUCUGACAAGAAGCAGAUUUCCGUGGGAUUUGUGGGAUACCCCAACGUCGGCAAAAGCAGCGUUAUCAACACGCUUAAAAGCGGGAAAGUGUGCAAUGUGGCACCCGUACCCGGAGAGACGAAAGUCUGGCAAUACAUCACGCUCACGAAGCGCAUAUAUCUGAUAGACUGCCCUGGUAUCGUACCCACGUCCGCAAAAGACUCACACACGUCCACCGUCCUGAAGGGCGUCGUGCGCGUCGAGGCGCUCGCGACGCCUUCGGAACACAUCCCGGCGCUCCUCGCGCGCGUCAAGCCUGUGUACCUUGCGCGUACAUACGGGCUACCGCUGCCCGAGUCCACGAAGGUCACUGAACCUUCGGCAGCGGAGGGCGACAGCGAGGGCGGGGCUGAGAAGGUGCAGGGUUGGGAACCGGAAAAGUUCCUGGAAGGGCUAGCGCGGAUGAAGGGACGGCUAUUGAAGGGCGGAGAGCCGGAUCGUGAGGCAGUCGCGAAAAUCGUGCUGAGCGAUUGGGUGCGUGGCCGGAUUCCGUUCUUCGUGCCUCCGCCGGAGCGCUCGGAGGAGCUGAACGAGCGGGAGGCGAGGGCGCGACGGCUGGGCCUAGAUGCAAAAGGCAAAACGAAGGCGGCGGGUAAAGGGAGGACGGAGGAGGACGGCGAGGGGAGACCUGUGGUGGGCGUGAAGCAGAACUUGGGGUCGAUCAUGCAGAAGAACACAUUUGUGGGUGAGGAUGUGCGACCUCUUGAAGGUGAGGAGAAUGCAUCAGAAGUUGGUGAAGAGGACCAAGGAGGGCCUGAGGAAGAGGAUGCCGUAAGUGAGGGCGAAGAAGUAGGUCUCAGCUGGAACGAUGUCUUCCAAGACGACUCGAAAGAUGCGGCGAGGACUAUCACGGUAUUCAGCAGCACUGAUGAAGAGGAUGGAGGUGAUGAGGCCAUGGAUCAGGAGGAUGACGAAGGACAGAACGUGUCUCUAUCAGCGCAAGCUGAUGUAUCCGAUGGCGAAGCGGAGGCGAAGGAGCCACGCAUGAAGACCAACAAGCGCAAGGCGACGAAUUUCUACUCCGCCACCAAUGUCAAGAACAAGAAUCGCCAUAAGGCGGCACUCAUGAAGUCUUUACAAGGUGGCGAUAAAGAUGGUCGCAAACGCAGGCGAAGAGCAUAG